AAGAGCCUACUAUCGCUGCUUGGAAGUCAAGGGUUAUCAUUACACGGUACAGUACAUCAAUACACAUGUUUCGGAGAGCUUAAUAACAUACAUUUUAAGAUGAGUACAUACUUUUACCGAACUCUAUGGAAUACUGUCAGGACACACAAUAAACCGUGGAGGUUUCAGAAACUGCAAACACAGCAUUUGAGAUUGAGGUGCACUUGCAUUCACUCGAGGGCGCUAUGCACCAGUCCCUUGCCCUCUCCAACUUUGGAUGGUGAGCCAAAAAAUUACUCUGAAAAGAUAAGGAAUAUAGUUGAAGAAAUCGCUUCACUAAAUUUACUAGAAGUUUCACAGCUUAACCAGCAUUUAAAGGAGACCCUCAAUAUACAAGAUGCACCUGUUAUGGCAUAUGGAGCACCACCAUCACAAGCUCAACAAAAGGAGGAAGAAGAUGAAGACAGUGCACCAGCUAAAGAAGUAAAAACAUCUUUUACAAUAACGCUCACCAAAUUUGAUGCUGCCAGCAAGGUGAAACUUAUAAAAAGCAUUAAAGCACUCAAUCCUACAAUGAAUCUUGUACAGGCAAAGAAGUUUGUUGAGUCCGUCCCUCAAGUAUUAAAGGCUGACGUAGGAAAAGAUGAAGCAGAAGAUAUAAAGAAACAGAUAACAGAAGUUGGAGGAGAAUGUGAAAUAGAAUAAAAGACCAUACCUUAACAAGCCAAUAUCAUUAUUACCUGUCUCUUA
Anneissia japonica is the source of this 729-nucleotide messenger RNA. RefSeq names its product 39S ribosomal protein L12, mitochondrial-like. Lineage: Eukaryota; Metazoa; Echinodermata; Crinoidea; Comatulida; Comatulidae. Gene Ontology annotation, molecular function: structural constituent of ribosome. Gene Ontology annotation, cellular component: ribosome; mitochondrial large ribosomal subunit. The transcript has 5 exons. Gene Ontology annotation, biological process: translation; mitochondrial transcription. The record is from RefSeq and is a predicted model, not a curated record. Bases 100 to 684 code for a protein of 194 amino acids.